Manihot esculenta (cassava) is the source of this 687-nucleotide messenger RNA. RefSeq lists its product as uncharacterized. The record is from RefSeq and is a predicted model, not a curated record. NCBI's taxonomy places the organism in Eukaryota, Viridiplantae, Streptophyta, Magnoliopsida, Malpighiales, Euphorbiaceae. The transcript is spliced from 3 exons. Bases 175 to 687 code for a protein of 170 amino acids.
UUUUAUCCAGCUUUACCAAGGAGCAAGCAUCCUUCCAGUCUCGCUCUCGUGAGGAGCUCGGAUCGUCCAUUAGGGAGAUGCUUCUAAUGGUAAGUCAUUUUUCCCCCUCCUUUCAGUUUGCUUUGUUUCUUUUUCUUGAUGGUUGCGUUUUCAUGUUAGGUGACGGGCCUCUUUAUGGAGGUGGAUAUCCGUGAUCGCUCCCUCCGGGAGUCCGUAGAUCGCCGAAUUGAAGAGGCACGUCUGGAGGAGAAUAUAUCUGCCACCAGUGAUGCGAGGGGCAAUUUGGUAGCUGCUCGGGAGCAGAUCCAGUCCCUCCAGGUGGAAUUGCAUUCUGCGUUGGAGGCCCUCAAAAAGGCUGAAGAGAAAACAGCCGAGACGGCCAAGCAUACCUCGUCCUUAGAAGAUGAGUUGUCUCGGACUCGCAAUGUUCUCCAGGAGGCUGAUGAGAGGGCAGCUACCUUGGAGGUUCGCUGUAGAGGAGUGCUAGAGCAGCUGUCCUCUAUGACAGAGGCUCUCAAGGAGAGGGAUGAGGCCGUUAGCCAGAAAGCUGAAGUCCAGCGCCAAUUUGAUGCCUUAAAGGCUGAUUUCGAAGGACUUCAGACUCAUCUGGAGGAAGUAAAGGCUCAGAGAGAGAUGGCCUUAGCUCGGGUGCAGACUUCAUAUGUUUAUUCAGAAGCUCUAAAUUAA